Messenger RNA from Micromonas commoda, 815 nucleotides. RefSeq names its product ribosomal protein L21. NCBI's taxonomy places the organism in Eukaryota, Viridiplantae, Chlorophyta, Mamiellophyceae, Mamiellales, Mamiellaceae. The coding region runs from base 63 to 638 and encodes 191 amino acids. The transcript has 2 exons. Gene Ontology annotation, cellular component: ribosome; mitochondrial large ribosomal subunit. Gene Ontology annotation, molecular function: structural constituent of ribosome; RNA binding. Gene Ontology annotation, biological process: translation. The record is from RefSeq and is a predicted model, not a curated record.
CCUAGGGCUCACAGUUUGUGAAGUCUUCCGAAGCUUCACUCGUCAACCCUUUGAAAGAGAAGAUGUCGACCAUGGCCAUGGCGACUGUGUCCGUCGCGGCUCCCGUGCGCGCGACUGCCGGCUCCAAGGCGGCCAAGCCCGCCUUCAUGGGCCGUGCUGCCGCCGGUAGCAAGGCGUCCCUCUCCGACGCCUUCUGCGCGAUGUCCCUCGCCACCCCCGCGCGCAAGCAGGCCAACCGCGGCCUCAGCAUCUGCGCCGCUGCCACCACUUCCGUGAACCAGGUCGGCUUCGUCACCCCUCCCUCCACCGGCGCCGCCGCGUGGGACGCCAUCGUCGAGGUUGGCGGCUCCCAGCAGUUCGUCACCGAGGGCCGCUACUACGAGUGCCACUCGCUCAAGGGGGUUGAGCCUGGGUCCAAGAUUGCGUUUGAGCGCGUCCUCGCGACCAAGGCUGGCGACGCUCCCACCUUUGGCGAGCCCUACGUCCCCGGCGCCAGGGUGGAGGCGACCGUGCUCGAGAACUUCAAGGACAAGAAGCUCAUCGUGUUCAAGUACAGGCGCAAGAAGCACUACAAGCGCAAGAACGGCCACCGCCAGCCCAUGACCCGCUUCCUCGUCACCAAGGUUGUCAAGCCCUAAGCUCGACGAACGCGAGUGGGUGAGGUGACGCGAAUCUAUUAUUCUUUGGCUUCGAGGCGGGAGACUUACGGGGUGAGGAGGCGUGCCGGGGAGGCCCGCGGCACGACACGCGAUUGUACUAGCAGCAGUGCGUCUUAGAGAGACUCUAUUGUUCAUAAAGGAGAGUGAAUCCGACUG